AUGUUACCAUCACAAAAUCUCAUGGUUCCGGUAGAAUAUCAACCAAAGGAUGACUUUGAAAACAAUAGACAGUUAAAUGUAAUUGCGAGUGCCAUAUUGCUUGACGAAAGUCUUGUUAAAAGAUGGAAAGAGAAUGAAUACACUGAGAUAUGUAGUGAUACCAAUAAUCUUGUCAUAUCGGGAGCAUUACUAAUCCUAUUUCCUCCAUCCCCACCAUCUGGAUGGCUUUACCCUACUGCUGACGAUGUAAAAUUCUGUCUUACCAAGCUUAUCGAACUAGGGUUUAAGCUCGACGAUAAAUCCUUAGUAGACGCCUUACAGAUGUUCGAAAAUAAGUUGGAUAUUUACGGCGAUAUCUUUUGGAAUGUUUUCACCGCAAUUAGAAGCGGUAAAUCUAAUUUUUCAUUUCUUUUCGGUCUUUUUAAAGAGCCAUCAAGGGGUCUCAAAAAAUCAUUAUUUUUAAAUUUCCUAAAAUCAAGGCGUGUGAGCAUCAAAGGAUAA
Molecule: messenger RNA, 501 nt
Organism: Funneliformis mosseae
Lineage: Eukaryota; Fungi; Glomeromycota; Glomeromycetes; Glomerales; Glomeraceae
Source: the annotation of a GenBank genome assembly